AUGGAUCAGAUAACAAAUGUUAUGGAGUAUCAAGCCAUCGCAAAGGAGAAAUUGCCAAAGAUGAUUUAUGACUAUUAUGCAUCUGGUGCUGAGGAUCAAUGGACUCUCCAAGAGAACCGAAAUGCAUUCUCAAGGAUUUUGUUUCGACCUCGUAUUCUUAUUGAUGUAAGCAGCAUAGACAUGACCACGACUGUCUUAGGCUUCAAAAUAUCAAUGCCUAUCAUGAUUGCUCCAACAGCUAUGCAGAAAAUGGCCCAUCCUGAAGGAGAAUUGGCAACGGCUAGAGCAGCAUCUGCUGCUGGCACAAUAAUGACAUUGUCCUCGUGGUCUACUUCCAGUGUUGAAGAGGUUGCUUCAACAGGACCUGGCAUCCGCUUUUUCCAGCUCUAUGUAUUAAAGGACAGGAAUGUGGUUGCACAGCAAGUAAAAAGAGCUGAAAGGGCUGGCUUCAAGGCAAUAGCCCUUACUGUGGAUACUCCAAGGCUUGGCCGUAGGGAAGCUGAUAUUAAGAAUAGGUUUGCUAUGCCACCUCAUUUGACACUGAAGAACUUUGAGGGUUUAGAUCUAGGCAGGAUAGAUAAGAUCAAUGGCUCUGGAUUAGCUCAAUAUGCCGCAGACCAAGUUGACCAAUCCCUAAACUGGAAGGAUGUAAAGUGGCUUCAAACGAUCACCAAAUUACCUAUUUUAGUGAAGGGUGUUUUAACUGCUGAGGAUGCCAGGAUAGCUGUACAAGCUGGAGCUGCAGGAAUCAUUGUGUCAAACCAUGGAGCUCGCCAGCUUGAUUAUGUACCUGCAACAAUUAUGGCUUUGGAAGAGGUUGUUAAAGCUGCAGAAGGCCGAGUACCUGUUUUUCUGGAUGGAGGGGUUCGGCGUGGGACAGAUGUCUUCAAAGCAUUGGCUCUUGGGGCAUCUGGAGUAUUUAUUGGGAGACCGGUGGUAUUUUCAUUGGCUGCUGAUGGUGAGGCGGGAGUUAGGAAGGUUCUCCAGAUUCUCCAUGAUGAAUUUGAGCUUACUAUGGCUUUAAGUGGUUGCCGCUCACUUAAGGAGAUUACUUGCAACCACGUUGUGGCUCCGUGGGAUGCCCCUCGUCUUGUGCCCAAGUUGUAA
Molecule: messenger RNA, 1107 nt
Organism: Thlaspi arvense
Lineage: Eukaryota; Viridiplantae; Streptophyta; Magnoliopsida; Brassicales; Brassicaceae
Source: the annotation of a GenBank genome assembly